Messenger RNA from Sorghum bicolor (sorghum), 3410 nucleotides. RefSeq names its product transcriptional corepressor LEUNIG. Gene Ontology annotation, cellular component: nucleus. Lineage: Eukaryota; Viridiplantae; Streptophyta; Magnoliopsida; Poales; Poaceae. The record is from RefSeq and is a predicted model, not a curated record. Bases 319 to 2958 code for a protein of 879 amino acids. The transcript is spliced from 18 exons. Gene Ontology annotation, molecular function: protein binding.
AGAGCCGCACCCCCCCGCCCAUGUCCCCUCGUCCCUCGAUAGCACCCCCUGUUUUUUCCCAUCUCCAGCUCCAACUCUCCUGUCGUUGCCCCCACCUCUGCUCCCUUCUCGCCUCCCGCCGUUGCAGUUUGCAGCUUGGCAGUCUCCAACCCCAACCCGUCCGUCUCCCCUAGCCGUCGCCUUCACCUUCGCCUUCGCCGCGAAAUCUAGGGUUUAAGCCGCGCAUCGGGUCCCGCGCACGCACCGACCGACCACCCGGCGGUCGGCGCCGCUGGACGAGGUCGGUCAGCCAGUGUGCCUCGCGAGGAACGGCAAACCAUGUCGCAGACGAACUGGGAGGCGGAUAAGAUGCUGGAUGUGUACAUAUAUGACUAUUUUGUCAAGAGAAACCUGCAGGCUACCGCAAAGGCCUUCCAAGCAGAAGGCAAGGUCUCAUCAGAUCCAGUUGCUAUCGAUGCUCCUGGUGGCUUUCUCUUUGAGUGGUGGUCUGUAUUUUGGGAUAUAUUCAUAGCACGAACAAAUGAGAAGCACUCAGAUGUUGCAGCAUCAUAUAUCGAGACUCAGCUAAUUAAAGCAAGGGAACAGCAACACCAACAGCCACCUCAACAGCAGCAGCAACAGCAGCAGCAGCAGCAGCAGCAGCAGCAGCAGCAGCAAAUACAAAUGCAACAAAUGCUGUUACAGAGAGCUGCUCAGCAGCAGCAGCAGCAGCAACAGCAGCAGCAGCAGCAGCAGCAGCGUAGAGAUGGUUCUCUUCUCAAUGGUACUGCAAGUGGAUUUUCUGGGAAUGAUCCAUUAAUCCGACAAAAUCCAGCUAAUGCGAAUUCAAUGGCAGCAAAAAUGUAUGAAGAGAGAUUGAAGCUCCCUCCCCAGAGGGAUUCUCUGGAUGAGGCAUCAAUAAAGUUGCAGCAAAGAUAUGGAGAAAAUGUGGGGCAAGUAAUUGAUCCAAACCAAGCAUUAAUGAAAGCAGCUGCAACUGGACAAUCCUCUGGGCAAAUUUUGCAUGGGACUGCUAGUGGUUUGUCAGGUACUCCGCAACAAGUUCAGGCAAGAAGCCCACAACCACCUACGGCAAAACAGAAUAUUAGGACCGAGAUCAAUCCAGUGUUGACACCAAGAGCAGCAGGCACCGAGGGUUCAUUGAUUGGUCUCCAAGCAGGAUCUAAUCAGGCUGGAAACAAUUUAACUCUGAAAGGCUGGCCACUCACAGGACUUGAUCAUUUUCGCUCUGGAAUUCUGCAGCAGAAGCCAUUUAUGCAAUCUCCACAGCAAUUUCAGCAGCUCCAGUUUCUGACUCCACAGCAGCAGCAGCAGCUUUUGCUGCAUGCUCAGCAAAAUCUGUCUUCCUCGAUGUCAAAUGAUGUUGAUACCAGAAGAUUAAGGAUGCUUCUUAACAACAGGAAUGUGGUCCUUGGUCAGGAUGGGCAGACUAAUAGCGGUGGUGAUAUUAUCCCAAAUAUUGGUUCGCCAGGGCAAAGUGGUGGAUCACGUAAUGAUAUAGAUAUACUAAUAAAGAAGAAACUUGCUCUUCUACAGCAGCAACAGUCGCAGCAGCAAAGUCAUAGCCAGCAGCAGCAGCUUCAGCAACCUGCACUCUCUGGACAGCAGUCUCAAAGCUCAAACCAGCUUCUCCAUCAGCAUGGAAAAUCAGGAAUUGGGAGCUUGCCUGUUGAUGGAAACUUGCCAAACUCUUUUGGAUUUCCUGAACAAGGAUCAAAGAAGAGAAAGAAACCUGUCUCAUCAUCUGGUAGAGCUAAUAGUUCAGGAACAGCGAACACUGCUGGGCCAUCUCCUAGCUCCGCACCCUCAACACCAUCUACUCACACGCCAGGAGAUGCAAUGUCCAUGCCACAGCUGCAGUAUAAUGGUGGCCCUUCAAAACCAUUGAUGAUGUUUGGUUCUGAUGGCAAUGGAAGCUUGACUUCUCCAGCAAACCCAUUGGGUGACGUUGACCGUUUGUUGGAAGAUGGUUCCUUGGAUGAAAAUGUAGAAUCUUUUUUAUCGCAAGAUGACAUGGAUCCUCGAGAAACAAUGGGACACAGCAUGGAUUCUAGUAAAGGGUUGGGUUUUACUGAGGUUGCAAAAGCCCGUGCAAGUACAAACAAAGUUGUUUGUUGCCAUUUCUCAUUAGAUGGGAAACUCCUUGCCACCGGGGGGCAUGAUAAAAAGGUCGUUUUAUGGUUUACAGAUGUGCUAAAACGUAAAUCUGCAUUAGAAGAGCACUCUUUGCUAAUUACAGAUGUUCGAUUCAGCCCUGGCAUGACCCGCCUUGCGACAUCUUCCUUUGACAAAACCGUGCGGGUUUGGGAUGCUGACAAUCCAGAUUAUUCGCUCCGUACUUUUACAGGUCAUUCAGCAUCUGUCAUGUCACUUGAUUUUCAUCCAAACAAAGAAGACAUCAUUUGUUCGUGUGACAGUGAUGGUGAAGUGCGGUGUUGGAGCAUAAAUAAUGGUAGCUGUGUGACCUGUGUUAGGGUUUUCAAUGGAGGAGCUACUCAGUUAAGAUUUCAACCUCGCCAGGGUAAAUAUCUGGCAGCUGCCUCAGAAAAGGGAAUAUCCAUACUGGAUGCGGAGACGCUACAAGUUUGUAGAACUCCUUUGCAGGGCCACAUACAGAUUAUUCAGUCAGUAUGUUGGGAUGCUGCGGGCAACUAUCUAGCGUCUGUCAGUGAAGAUUCUGUCAGGGUGUGGUCAUUCACCUCGGGGAACGAUAUCGAAUGCAUACAUGAGCUGAACUGCAGCGGGAACAAGUUCCAUUCAUGUGUUUUCCACCCAAGUUACCCGAAUUUGCUUAUAAUUGGUUGUUAUGAGUCUCUAGAGCUUUGGGAUUUGAGGGAGAAGAAUACAGUGACAAUCAGCAACGCACAUGAGGGCAUGGUUGCAGCCCUAGCCGCGUCAAGUGCAUCGGGGCUGGUUGCAUCAGUGAGUCAUGAUCAGCUCGUUAAGCUCUGGAAGUGACACUGAACACAGCAACGCUUGCCUGUGUCACAUUUCCGCUGUCGUGGCAAAAGCCGAAAGGGAAGCUGACCUUAUCUCCUAGGUUAAUUUGCAACUCACUAUAAAGUAUGUGGCGGCAUGCGCAAACUAUUCAAAGAGUCGUCAUUAAUGUGCUUCCCUCUUUUUACGUACGGCUCCUCGUUUUUUUUGUUUUGUUCUUCAGAAAAAAAAAACGUUCGUUUGUUUUCUUCUCCCUUUUCCUACCACCACUACUCUUGCAUUUCCAAGAGUGUAAAAAAAACACCCAAGAAAACUUAUAUUGGCCUGGUCCAAGGACCAAGCCGUCGCCGUUGCUUUAUUGGCGCUCCUAGCCUCCGCCUCCGAUGGUUGGAAGAUAAGGUUGCAAGACGAAACGGUGUAAGGAUCAUCCAGUUAUGACUAUACUGUGGCAAAGGUUAAUCUCAGCCUGUUCA